This is a messenger RNA of Anastrepha obliqua, 1574 nucleotides long. RefSeq lists its product as uncharacterized. Gene Ontology annotation, biological process: trehalose biosynthetic process. The record is from RefSeq and is a predicted model, not a curated record. Lineage: Eukaryota; Metazoa; Arthropoda; Insecta; Diptera; Tephritidae. The coding region runs from base 368 to 1342 and encodes 324 amino acids. The transcript has 6 exons. Gene Ontology annotation, molecular function: trehalose-phosphatase activity.
CCGAGUGUGUUGUGAUUUUCAAGAGUUUUACGCAAUUUGCUUUAUACUAAAAUAAUAAUUGAUAAUAGAUAUUAAUAAAAAAAAAUAUUUCAAGUGCAUUUGUUCUCAAUAGAAAAUAGAGUAAAACGUACUUGUGUGCACCUGCAUACAUUAUUAACGACAUUCGUUGUUGUUCUCAUUGUUAUUAUUGUUAUUAACGUAAUCGCAUUUGAACAAUAACAGAACUGUAGGUAACAGUGCGCAGCCGAAUACGCAUACCAGUAACAACAGACAGGCAGUUGUUCUUGCAAUUAAGUAUUGCUGUUAAGUGCAUAAAUCGAUUCGUUUAGCAGAACAACAAUAACCACAACAGCAUUACAGCAUAAUCAUGCGUCUCUUAAGAAUUCUGCCGCUGGUUUUGUUCAUUUCAAGAACGCCAACACGCGUCACAGCAACCAGCAGUAUUGCAAAGCGCUCAUACAUUGCAAGCAGCAGCAAUUUCGCGGCGAGUAACUGCAACAGCAACUUUACCGGCAACAAAAUGCCCGAGAAACGCGUAGUGCCAGUGAUUUCCUCUUUCGAAGACUUCAAACUCAAACUGCCAGGUUAUCUAAAUGCAAAGACACCACUCGCCUUGCUUUUGGACUACGAUGGCACAUUGGCAGCCAUUGCCAGUAACCCUGACAAAACAUUUAUGACUGUUUGCAUGGAAAAAAUGCUGAACCAGUUGGCCGUGCAUCCCAAAGUCUUUUUGGCCAUCAUCUCUGGGCGCGGUCUGAGUAACGUACAAUCGCGCAUUUGCAUAAAAGGCAUCACCUACGCAGGCAAUCAUGGCUUGGAAAUCGAGACUGGCGAUGGCACGCGCUACGAUUACGCGCUGCCGGCCGAGACACAAAAACAGUACACGGCGAUGGUGAAAGAACUUACGGAGCAGGUGCAGCGGAAUGGCGGUUGGGUGGAAGACAAGAAAGUAUCGCUGACCUAUCACUACCGUGACGUGCCUGCGGAUGUGUCAGAGCAGCAAAAACAAACGGCCAUACGGAUAAUUGAAUCGCAUGGCUUCCGGGUGAGCCAAGCACACGAAGCGGUCGAGGCAAAGCCGCCAGUGGACUGGAACAAAGGUGAGGCUGCAUUACUCAUUUUGAAGAACAAAUUCGGCAGCAAUUGGGCCGAUAAAAUCAAAGUGGUAUUUGCCGGAGACGACAACACGGACGAGGAUGCCAUGCGGCUACUACAAGGCUCCAGCAAAUCUUUCCGGAUCUCCGUCGAUCCUGAGAUUCAAACCUAUGCCGAUUUCCGUUUGGCGCGUCAAGACGUCGUGGAGGAUCUACUGAAAUGGAUAGUCAGUACUUACUCCGAUUAGUUGCAUUGAUAUCUGCGGCGCAGCAUAAUUCCACAGAAAUUUAGUUUAUUUGAAAAAUUAUAUUAUUAGUUGAAGCGUUUUUGGAAUCACAUCGAGUGAUGAGCAAAUAUUUAUUGCUUGCCAAAUUAAGUUGUAUUCACAAAGCGUAUAUUUAGUAGUGGCAAGUUAUAGUGAGUAGUGAAUACCAAAUGCACCGUUUAGGGCAUUUUUAGGAGUCACUUUAUUGAACAAA